CAAUAUUAAAACUACACAUGCCUAGCUAGUUAUACACGCAUCAUCUCUUCCCUCUCCACCUUUCUUCCUCCCUUGUACACCAACCCAUUUUUCAUUGUCUUUUCAACCCUAUAACUAUAGCUCAUCCGUUUUCGAUCUCCCCUCAUAUUCGAAAAUUCGAGGAGGAUGAAAGUGGAAGUUGUUGAUCUGUCUCUGAAAGCAGUUGUGGAUCCAGAAAUCGGAUCAUCAGAAGCAAGAGACCAAGAAGGAAGGGACAAACCGCGGUCAAAGGGUGAGAAGAAACUCGACGAAGUUGAUUCUCAAAUUGGGAAGGAAGCCAUUGAUGCAGAAACCAUCCAACGGGAGCAGAAACACGACGACGAUGAUGAUGAUGAAGGUAGGGAUGAGGAUGAUGGUGAAGAUUCUUCCAUCGAGUUAUCCAAUUUGCAAGAUAACGUGAGUAACAAGACCAAGACCAAAAUGGACGAUCAUCAGCUGUGUGCUCUGCAGAUGGAGAUGAACAAGAUGAAAGAGGAGAACAAACUGUUGAGGGAAGUUGUGGAGAAGACCGCCAAAGAUUACUACGAUCUUCAAUUGAAAUUCGUCUCUAUCCAGCAACAACACAAUAACAAUACUGAUUACCCUAAACCCAAGGAUCCAGAGCUUUACCUCUCCCUUGGAGGGAACAUCAACAAUGGUGGCAAAGGUGCACAAGCGGAAGAAUUACAGAAGCCAAAGAAUAAUAUUAAUAAUAAUAAUAAUAAUAAUCCCAACAAGAGACCAACUUACGAUGAUGAUCAAUUGGGACUGUCACUAAGGCUCCAAACUGCCGCUGCCGCCGCGCCGCCGGUUCCACGACGGCGGCCGCUAGUCUUGGGAGGAGAUCUGGAAUUAGUGCAUGAUGGCGGGGAAUUAAUGGUGGCUCAUCCAAAUAAGCUUCAGAGAAGGGAUGAUCAGCAGCAGAAUUUGUUAGCUGCUGCUGCUGCUGCCGCCGCGGCAGCUGAUUCCGCCGCCAUUAGUAAUAACGGGCAUGCUUCUUCAACUACGACCACGACGAGUUCUUCCUCGUGUCCGGCCAACCGGAAAGCUAGGGUUUCAGUCAGAGCCAGGUGUCAAUAUUCAACGAUGAACGACGGCUGCCAAUGGCGGAAAUACGGGCAGAAGAUCGCUAAGGGAAACCCCUGCCCGCGUGCAUAUUACCGCUGCACCGUAGCUCCGGGCUGCCCGGUCCGCAAGCAGGUCCAACGGUGUCAAGACGACAUGUCCAUUCUCAUCACAACCUACGAAGGAAACCACAACCAUCCCCUCCCCGCCGGCGCCGCCGCCAUGGCUUCCUCCACUCCCUCCGCCGCCGCCUCCUCCUUCAGCUUAUUCCAUCCCUCCUCAAACGACGCCGCGGCAGCAGGCAACUUCAUCCACGUCCCGUACAACCAACAGCAGGAAUUACUGUUCAGCCCUUCUCCUCCGCCGCCUAGUCAGCAGCUCUAUCCUUAUCCACUACUGCCCACAGCAGCUGGAAACCAGCCAUGGAGGCGGAAGGCGGCUGGCGGCGGCGAGUUGGCUGAGAAUGUGAGCACGGCCAUGGCGGCGGAUCCCAAGUUCAGGGUGGCGGUGGCGGCUGCCAUUUCUUCGCUCAUUAAUAAAGAGGCGUCUACUAGUAAUAAUCACUAGGGUUUGGUACUUGAUUAGUAGGCUAUUUAAGUUUGAGUAGUUCAUUAGCCGGCAAUAAUUGAUUAGGGCAUCUAGAACCUAAUUUGAUUCGUAGGGAGAAUAAUACCGAGGAAAUUGAGGAUGGUGAUCCUGUAGUAAUUUGAGUUGGAAAGGUGGGAAAUGGAAAAGGUGAAACCUAAUUCUCUAUGUGUGUGUAAUGAUAAUUGUGUAGCUUUAUUAAUUAAUCUCUCCAAGAGAGACCAAUAUUAAUUAAUUUUUGCUUGUUAAUUCCCUAAAUUGUGUAAUGAUUGGUGCUUUGCAUGCACUGUGCGGCAUAGUUAGUAAAUACUCCGUUUAAUACACGUAUAUGUACCUG
Molecule: messenger RNA, 2005 nt
Organism: Linum trigynum
Lineage: Eukaryota; Viridiplantae; Streptophyta; Magnoliopsida; Malpighiales; Linaceae
Source: the annotation of a GenBank genome assembly